GAAAGACUCUGGUUGGAAUUGUAUGGAAUGGAGGGUUAGCUAAGAAGAAAAUAGGAGAGGGUUAGUUUUUAGGGGCUGCGGAAAAAAGAUAGUGAGUGGUGGCCAAUGGGAGCGGAGAGGUUUUCCCACGACCAUGCUCCCUUGAUUCUGGGUCUCCAGCCAUCCGCCCUGGUCGACAACGUUGCCACCGUCGAUUGGUCCUUGCUCCAUCGCAUUCCCGGCGAGCGCGGUGGCUCCAUCCCUGUCCAAAUUGAAGAACUGGAAUCCAUACUGAGAGAGGUUAAAUCCAAAUCCCACGAUGACAUCAAAACUCUCGCUGGUGGCAGCGUUGCCAACACAAUUCGCGGUCUCAGUCGCGGUUUUGGAAUUUCCACCGGAAUUAUUGGAGCUUAUGGAGAUGACCACCAAGGCCAGCUUUUUCUCACCAACAUGACCUUCAACUCUGUCGACCUCUCAAGACUCCGUCAAAAGAAAGGACACACUGCACAGUGUGUUUGCUUGGUAGAUGACAUGGGUAACCGUACAAUGCGGCCCUGUCUCUCAAAUGCUGUCAAAGUUCAGGCACAAGAAUUGGUGAAAGAGGAUUUCAAGGGCUCCAAGUGGUUGGUAUUGAGAUAUGCGGUACUCAACUUGGAGGUUAUUCAAGCAGCAAUUCAUUUAGCCAAACAGGAAGGCCUUCUUGUUUCCUUGGAUUUGGCCAGUUUUGAGAUGGUGAGGAACUUUAAACUACCGCUUCUCAAGCUACUGGAAUCUGGGAACAUAGACCUCUGCUUUGCCAAUGAGGAUGAAGCAGCUGAACUUUUAAGGGAUGAACAGAAAGAUGAUCCUAUAGCUGCUGUAGAAUUUCUUUCCAAAUACUGCCAAUGGGCUGUUGUAACAUUGGGUGCUAAUGGGUGCAUUGCCAAACAUGGAAAGGAGAUGAUACAAGUCCCGGCCAUUGGGGAAACAAAGGCAACCGAUGCUACAGGAGCAGGGGACCUUUUUGCAAGUGGAUUUUUGUAUGGAGUGGUCAAGGGUUUGUCACUAGAAGAAUGCUGCAAAGUAGGCACAUGCAGUGGUGGAUCUGUUAUCCGGUCUCUUGGUGGUGAGGUAACGUUGGAGAAUUGGCAAUGGAUGUACAAGCAGAUGCAGAUAAACGGUCUGCCCACGCCUUCCGGUUUAUGCAAAUGAAUAGUAGCAACCGUUGCCCCCUUAAUUUGUGCUGUCUUAUAUUUUACUGAUUUUUAAUGUUGUUUUUCUUAUUCUAUUGACUUCUAUUAUUCAUUUCACACAAUAGUAUGGAAGCUAGAUAUUUUUCAGGGAAAUUCAAGCGGGUUUGAGUCUUUAAUGUACUUGUGCUUGGGAUAAGUAUGAACUGUCUCCUAAUUUAAUGUUAACACCUAAGUCAUGGUUACUUAA
Molecule: messenger RNA, 1398 nt
Organism: Glycine soja
Lineage: Eukaryota; Viridiplantae; Streptophyta; Magnoliopsida; Fabales; Fabaceae
Exons: 8
Coding region: 106-1170 (354 amino acids)
Source: RefSeq, a predicted model, not a curated record